Molecule: messenger RNA, 1127 nt
Organism: Aspergillus alliaceus
Lineage: Eukaryota; Fungi; Ascomycota; Eurotiomycetes; Eurotiales; Aspergillaceae
Gene: thiA
Product: thiamine thiazole synthase
Exons: 3
Coding region: 21-1013 (330 amino acids)
Biological process (GO): thiamine biosynthetic process
Source: RefSeq, a predicted model, not a curated record
CAACCCAACCAACGAACAAUAUGUCUCCCCCCGCUGCUAUGUACGAACCCGCUGUGGUCCCCACCGGCCUCAAGGGUAAGCUUGUGGUUCCUGAGACCGCUCCAGUUGAGGGAGGUUCUCAGACCAAGCUGUUCGACCAUUUCAGCGGCAAGUGGGACGACUUCAAGUUCGCGCCUAUCCGCGAAAGCCAGGUCUCCCGUGCUAUGACCAGGCGUUACUUUGCGGACCUGGAUAAGUACGCCGAGAGCGACAUUGUCAUUGUCGGUGCCGGUUCUUGCGGUCUGAGCACUGCGUACGUCCUGGCCAAGGCUCGUCCGGACUUGAAGAUUGCUAUUGUCGAGGCCAGCGUCUCACCCGGCGGUGGUGCCUGGUUGGGUGGCCAGCUUUUCUCUGCUAUGAUCAUGCGCCGUCCCGCAGAGGUCUUCUUGAACGAGCUGGGCGUCCCCUAUGAAGAAGACGAGAACCCAAACUACGUUGUUGUCAAGCACGCCUCCCUGUUCACCUCGACUCUCCUGUCGAAGGUGCUCUCCUUCCCCAAUGUCAAGCUUUUUAACGCCACCGCUGUUGAGGACUUGAUUACCCGUCCAGCCCCGAACGGCAACCCCAAGGAGACCCGUAUUGCCGGUGUUGUCGUCAACUGGACGCUGGUCACCCUUCACCACGACGACCAUUCCUGCAUGGAUCCCAACACCAUCAACGCCCCAAUCAUCAUCAGUACGACUGGCCAUGAUGGUCCAUUCGGCGCCUUCUGCGCGAAGAGAUUGGUGUCCAUGAACAGCGUUGACAAGCUAGGCGGCAUGCGUGGUUUAGAUAUGAAUGCGGCCGAGGAUGCUAUCGUCAAGAACACCCGUGAGGUCACGAAGGGUUUGAUCAUCGGCGGUAUGGAAUUGUCUGAAAUUGACGGCUUCAACCGCAUGGGCCCUACCUUUGGUGCCAUGGUUCUCAGUGGUGUCAAGGCUGCCGAGGAGGCAUUGAAGGUGUUCGACGAGCGUCAGCGCGAGUGUGCUGAGUGAUCUCUACACUGGUUGUUUGGGCUGAGUGUGGCUUGGAUUGCGUUCCGGUUUUGAACAACCGGAAAAUGACGUUUAUGUACUAGUUCUGCUGAAUGCUGAAUAAAAUCGUUGACU